Messenger RNA from Thrips palmi, 1433 nucleotides. RefSeq lists its product as uncharacterized. NCBI's taxonomy places the organism in Eukaryota, Metazoa, Arthropoda, Insecta, Thysanoptera, Thripidae. The transcript is spliced from 5 exons. The coding region runs from base 83 to 598 and encodes 171 amino acids. The record is from RefSeq and is a predicted model, not a curated record.
ACAGGUGUGCAAGAAUUAUUUGCACGGGUUGUGCAAAUACCCAAGGCUUCCUUCAGUGCACAAAUUGUGCAAUUAUAAAUCCAUGCCUCGUGUGUUUCACUUUGCAGCCCCACGUGCCGACGAGCUGACGAAAAUUACUUGUUGCGCGUGCUUCCACACGUUUGUCGAUCUCAAUGGACUGCAUCGCCACCAAGAAAAUUUCUCAUGCUGUAAAAAUGCUCUCCCAUUCACAACACGUCGCCCUUGGGCUGUGCCCAAUAAGUUUCUUAAGUUGGCUGUACAGGAGAAUCUCCGUCCCUUAGAGUAUUUAAAACGGGAAAAUAUAAUGUGGCCAGUGGGACCAAACGAUUUUUUAAAUUAUGACGAAUUAGAGCCCAUGGAAAAUGGCCAUGAUAAUGAAGAAUUGAAGUCUGAAGGCAGCAAAGUGCAAUCUCAUUUCGAUGAUAUUCCUAUUCAUACGAGAAAAGAAUACAACUAUGAAGAGAUGGUUGAAAGGGCAAUUGCUGCUGAUGAAGCUUUUCUACCACAUUUAAAUAAUCCGGAUAUGGUAUUAACAUCUAAUGUUUUCAGGUAUUUUUGGAACAUGUUUUUUGGGUAGUCUCAUUGAACACGUUGUUCAUUUUACUCUUUGCAUACAUUCCUUAUCAUGUUGGCCAUGGAGCAGUUGUGUUACUUGGGCUGCAUGAGUAUGCAAUGGCUGCCCAUUUUGAAGGCCUUGUCACCACUCUUUGUGGAUACUGUGCUAUUGGAAUGAUAUUUGUUAUCCUUCAAGGCUUAGCUUCUUUGUUCGGGCUUAUAAGAACUAAGCGUUUUUUGAGAUUGUGCUAUAUUGUUGUGAAGGUAUGUAAUCAAAGCCUUUCGUUUCCAUGUUGCUAAUUAUGAUGAUAAUUGUGAUUUUUAUUGUAAAUGUUGUAAUUUGAUUUGGAGUUUAGUUCUAUUGUCUGAAUUUAGCUGAUGAUACACGAUAAGGGAGCGGGAGCAAAAGAACACGACACGAACACUCUGGAGUCUGGACAGGAAGUGAGCAUUUAUUUAACAUGGCUGCUGCUGGAGCUGGAAAUGCAACAGUGACAAGUGCAAGCAAUUACACACAGGCAGUGACUAUGAUAAUUAGUGCAUGACUUAUUAUGUGCAGUAUGAGAAGAUGGUACAGCGGCAAAUACAAAUAUACAUUUAUACAGAUAGGCAGAUUCAGUGGGAAAUUUAAAUGUAGAGGGUUAAUCUUAUAUUUACAACAGUUAAUGUUUCUUCUUUUUUAUUUGGCAGGUUUCACUUUUGACCGUUGUCGAAUUAGGUAUCUUGCCUCUGAUAUGUGGUUGGUGGCUUGAUAUUUGCUCUCUGUCAAUGUUUGAUGCCACCCUCAAAGAUCGAGAGGCCAGCUUCCGCCUUGCACCAGGAACAGAUUUAUUUAUUCACUGGCUUGUGGGCAUGGU